Molecule: messenger RNA, 2913 nt
Organism: Coregonus clupeaformis (lake whitefish)
Lineage: Eukaryota; Metazoa; Chordata; Actinopteri; Salmoniformes; Salmonidae
Gene: ehd2b
Product: EH-domain containing 2b
Exons: 8
Coding region: 811-2442 (543 amino acids)
Biological process (GO): endocytosis; endosomal transport
Cellular component (GO): cytoplasm; plasma membrane
Molecular function (GO): GTP binding; calcium ion binding; protein binding
Source: RefSeq, a predicted model, not a curated record
GUACCCCACCCAGCCUUUUCCCAGCUCUAAACAGUAGAGAUUCAGGGUUAGUCCCAGAGUGUUGCUUGGAAUCGCUGGGAGAGGAGGUGCAUUGAGAGAGAAGAGAGAGAGGUGUAGUCAGUGUGUCCCUGUCUUCCUCUAGCUACCAGAGAGCGAGACCGAGAGAGAGAGAGAGAGAGAGAGGACCCCUUCAUCUGAAACAUAUUAAACUCUGGAGAGGAAACAUCUGACAGACUUCUGGCAGCCCUUAGCUCACAUGAGCUCCUCUGAGUAGCUGGUAUUUACUGACAGAGAGGACAUCCCAUACAUGUUGCAGCAGCAACAUUCUAAAGCGUUUACCUUUUAUUCCGAAGAGACGCUUCUCCCAUCUUCACCAGGAGUCAAGAGUGGUGACUGUGUAGAAGAGUGAAGACCCAGACCAGAGCUAUAACGAGACCCAGACCAGAGCUAUAACGAGACCCAGACCAGAGCUAUAACGACAUUAAGCAGCCGUACAGUAACAUUCAGUACCAUCCUGUGAGUGGCCCGCUGAGAAGAGGCUCAGAGGAGAAGAGUUCACAUUAGCACAGGAAACACCUGAAAACGCUCCCAGGUUCACCCUCAGGAAACACAGACGCAACACACACACACUCCCACACACACACACACACACACACACACACACACACACACACACACACACACUCACUCCCACAGAUAAUUUACUGAACUCCCAAGCUCCCUCACAUUCCUCUAGGUAGAUCAUUUCCUCUUGAAGGGCAACGAUCAAUCAACCAAUCAGCCAAUCAUUCAGCCAGUCAGCCAAUCAGGAUGUCUCGUUGGGGCCGUAAGGAAGUGAAGAAAACUCCUGAGGUGAUCAGGACAGUAACGGAGGGGCUAAAGUCUCUGUACCGUCAGAAGCUCCUCCCCCUGGAGCAGUUCUACGGUUUCCAGGACUUCCACUCCCCCUCUCUGGAGGACGCAGACUUCGACAACAAGCCCAUGGUGCUGGUGGUGGGCCAGUACUCCACUGGCAAGACGACCUUCAUCAAGUAUCUGUUGGAGCAGGAUAUCCCAGGAAGCAGGAUCGGGCCAGAGCCCACCACCGACUGUUUCACAGCCAUCAUGCACGGUGAGGUGGAGGGGGUGAUCCCAGGCAACGCUCUCAUCGUUGACCCCAACAAACCCUUUCGCAAGCUCAACCCCUUCGGAAACACCUUCCUCAACAGGUUCCAGUGCGCCCAGCUGCCCAAUCAGGUCCUGGAGAGCAUCAGCGUCAUCGACACGCCGGGGAUCCUGUCGGGAGCGAAGCAGAGGGUGAGCCGAGGCUAUGACUUCCCAGCGGUGCUGCGUUGGUUUGCGGAGCGCGUUGACCGCAUCAUCCUGCUGUUCGACGCCCACAAGUUGGAGAUCAGUGACGAGUUCUCUGAGGCCAUCGGAUCGCUGCGGGGCAAUGAGGACAAGCUGCGUGUCGUCCUGAACAAGGCUGACAUGGUGGGAACACAACAGCUGAUGAGAAUCUAUGGGGCUCUAAUGUGGUCCCUGGGCAAGGUGUUCAACACCCCAGAGGUCCUGAGGGUGUAUAUAGGGUCGUUCUGGUCCGAGCCGCUGCUGGUCCCUGAUAACCGUCGUCUGUUUGAAUUGGAAGAGGAGGAUCUGUUCAGUGACAUCCAGAACCUUCCCCAUAACGCUGCCCUCAGGAAACUCAACGACCUGGUGAAGAGGGCACGACUGGUCAGGGUGCAUGCCUACAUCAUCAGCUAUCUAAAGAAGGAGAUGCCAACCUUCAGGAAGGACAAUAAGAAGAAGAACCUGAUCUACCAGCUUCCUGUCAUCUUCUCCAAGAUCCAGCUGCAGCACCACAUCUCUGCUGGGGACUUCCCUGACUGCGCCAAGAUGCAGGAGCAGCUGUUGAUCCACGACUUCACUAAAUUCAAGCCCAUGAAGCCGUCCCUGAUGGCCGCUCUGGACGAGCUUCUGGCUUCCGACAUCGCCAAGCUGAUGCCGCUGCUGCGCCAGGAAGAGAUCGACGCUGGGGUGCAGCCAGGGGUGCAGGGGGGGGCCUUCCUGGGGACCCGCGCCGGUCCCUUUGUGGAGAACGACCCAUUCGGAGAGGUGGAGAACGGGGGCGAGGACGGGGAGGACGGGGGCGAGAUGGCCUGGGUGGUGACCAAGGACAAGCCCAAAUAUGAUGAGAUCUUCUACAACCUGGCGCCCAACGAGGGCAAGCUGAGUGGCACCAAGGCCAAGGACUGGAUGGUGAGCACCCGGCUGCCUAACUCCGUCCUGGGGAGGAUCUGGAAGCUGUCGGAUGUGGACCGGGAUGGCAUGCUGGAUGACGAGGAGUUUGCCCUGGCCAGCCACCUGAUCGAGGUGAAGUUGGAGGGGCAUGGUCUGCCCCCCGAGCUGCCCGCCCGUCUGGUGCCCCCCUCCAAGCGCAGACAGAAAGGAUCUGAUAUAUAGAAGACUAUUACAUCAACCCACCCUGAGGAGCUGACAGCAUAACCCUCCGACGGCUGACACACACGCUACUGCCCCCCUACGUUGUCCUCUUGUCUCCUUGUCUUUAUGUCUGUAAGCCCCUGGUGCAUCUCCAUAGUCUUAGGUAGCUUCCUCUGGUCGUUUCAUCUCCUGUCCAUUUUUUUCUUCUUCGAGGGAGAGUGGAGAGAGACAGUAAGAAAAGGCUUGACAGAGUAGCGGAGAUGAGACUCCAACCCUACGUCACCAUGGGGGCAUGUGAUGUGUGGUCUGGAGUCCAGUGUGUCUCCAGUCUGGUUCCUUUCCCAUAGUGCAGAUGAAUGAAAGGAAAGGAGGAGGGGAAUAUACUGAACACUAUUGAAAUGCACCCCAACUUUGUCUUAUUGGAUCUAAAUGUGUUUAGCUGAGCUGAGGUCAAAUAAAGGCUAGUGGCCCACACUGCUCUACUCUAUUAUA